Molecule: messenger RNA, 2191 nt
Organism: Caenorhabditis elegans
Lineage: Eukaryota; Metazoa; Nematoda; Chromadorea; Rhabditida; Rhabditidae
Gene: dpf-7
Product: Dipeptidyl Peptidase Four (IV) family
Exons: 6
Coding region: 45-1976 (643 amino acids)
Molecular function (GO): peptidase activity
Source: RefSeq, marked reviewed
GCAGUCAAUAUUUAGCAGCUUCAUCAUAUACGUGUACAACUAUAAUGUCUACAGACGAGGAGGUCCCGUUGGCCACUCGUCAAAUGCAUGAAGCUUUUGUCACAAUCUCACAACAAAUGCUUCAGUUCCGGGUGAAUACUGCACGUAUCACAACUCCUUCCGAUUACGAACCACAAGAAGUUUGGGUCAUUUACGAGACAUUAGAGUGCCCAGAUCAACGGCAAUACAUGAGAUCACGUGGAUUAGUGUCGAGGAAUAAACUUUGGAUGUUAAUGGAAACGGAAACGGAUAAAGAUUGGAAAUACUUCACCCAUAUAUUUUCGGAUGAUUGUAAAGUCUGCGUAUUCGUAGCAGAAUCCAUAGAAAUGGGUCACGAUAAGGAUGUUAUUCAAGUAGAAGAUGUUCAAUAUAAGAAGGCAAAAUUCACGGUAGCUCUAGUUAAAUACGUAUAUCAUGGACCUAUUAUUGUGACAGGACCAAAUGCUCAUUUCAAACUUUCUCGAAAUAAUAAAAAAUUGCUCUACUUUGCACUACCAAAUGAAGAACAAAAGGAAACGCAGGGACGUGGUGAGCGCCAAUUUGUGAUAUGCAUCUUCGAUUUCGAUGCGAAAGGAGUUACAGUAAUCACUGAUGAGAAUAUUUGUAAUCAGACGAUCACAGCAGUCGAAUGGACGCCUGAUGGUCGGGGAAUCGUAUUUCAUCGAGGACAAGACCUUCUCUGGCACAGAUUUGGAGAGAAAUAUAUAAAUGAAAUAUCAACGAAUCUAUCGGCUCCGUUGAGGAUUACUUUCUCGCCAGAUGAAAGUCGAAUGGCUGUAUUUCUACGACCGAAUAUUCACAAUGAUGCUGAUAUUAUUUUGUUCCAUUACCCAUUUGUAAAAGCUGCCGUCCAAGUGAGACAUGACGUGCUGAGACUAGGAAAAUCGAAAGUAUGGAGCGUUCCCGAUAGGCCGUGGGCUUGCAAUGGAAAGCAUUUAUUGUUUAACACGAAUUACAAGAAUCAAGUGAAUAAUUUGGCGAUUCACGUUGAAAGUUUAAGAACCACGUGCCUUGACUUGAAACGGCCUUCACUAAUUAUUGAUGUUCGAGGCGAUGAAUUCCUUUUUGAAACGAUCACAGCAAACGCUUAUUCUCGUCUUUGGCAUUCUCAAUUGGGCUCACAAAGUGAUGGUAAAUUCACGGCAUCGCUGUUAUGCACACACAAGCCAGAAAACGAUACGAUUCACAAUUUUCACAUUUAUCCAAUGAGUUUUCAAAAAAUUGGCAAUUCUGCGAUACUCUACAUGUUGCCGGAAUGUGUUUCUCCCGGAUCGAAGUUCCCGCUGGUCGUGGUCCCCUUUUCCGGAUUAGAACCUAAUUUCACCGUUAGUACCGUUGACCCUGUGCUCUCUACAAUGGUAACUUGUGGCUUCUGUGUGCUAGUUGUAAACUAUCGGGAGCCAUUUAUAGCAAUUCCAGGAACCUGCUUUCCAAAGAAUUGUGGUUCGGAAUGUAUUAAUGAUGUUCAUGAAACUGUACUAGAAGUUCUCGAGAGACACGGAGCGCGGUUAGAUGAAAAAUAUAUUUACUUGUAUGGAUUUGAAUUUGGAUCUUUUGUGGCGUGUAGUCUGAUUAUCAAACAUAAGAAAUUCUAUAAAGGAUGUGCACUCGUACGGCCGAUGCUCGAAUUUCCAUUCACAACGUGUGCAGUUGAUACAGAAAACCCUGAAGCUGAAUUUCUGAAAGACGUGGAGCCGGUCUCACAUGCGUCUGAAAUUGUUACUCCGAUGUUGAUUGUUCUGGAGAAUAAAAGCGAUACAAAGUACAAAGAUUUUGAGUCUACAAUUCACAAUAAUGGCGUUCCGUGUUUUGGAGAAUACGAAGAAGAAGACGAACAAGUGAAUGAUUUCGUUGUGAAAGUCAUUCAAUUUUAUAGAACACCAUAUGGAGAAUACGAGAAUGGUUCUAGAAUUGAAACGCCGGUUCCUGAUGAUUAAUUAUUUAUUUUUUCUUUCUUGAAUUAUUACUAACUUAUAUUGUUAAUUCAUUAAAAAAACGCCGAUUAGAACAAUGUCUACAUCAGCUUUAAUUCGUUGUUAAAAUAUGUUACAAAUUGGAAUUUCGCUCAGUUUUAAAUUUUUUAUGUGUCGUUAUGCUCAGAUAUAUAUUUUCUUUUUUUGAAAUCUCGAAUAAAAUUUGAAUUUCGUUAAAU